AUGGCUUUGAGAGUAGGCGUAGAAGUACCAACCUACCCAAAAAGAGGGAGCAAGGGGGUCUUCACGGCUCAGCCUAGUAGCAGCUCGGCACCUCAAGCACCUUCUUGCUCGGUCAUCAGCUUCCGCAGCUACCGCUUGUCCAGUUGCGGUAUCAUGGCUGCCACAAUCAAGCCCUUCUCCAAGGAACAGUUCAUCUCCAAGGGGCUGAACUCCUGGUUGGCCCCCUCGACGCUCACCAAGGUCCGGCGUGACACCAAGCGCACCUUGGAGGUCCUACGCCGCGGUGGUCAGAAGGCCGUCAUCACGGACUUCCCGCGCUUUGCUCGGACCGAGCUCGGCGUCACUACCUGCUCCGGGCUCAUGCUGCGCACCAGUGACGUCACACUCCGCGACGAUGGUGACUUUGCGCCCAUUUUUCUUCUGCCCAACUACUUCGUUUGUGAGAUCCCCGGUGGGGAGAGGGUUCUGGUCGAGUUCUACCGUCGUCAGUCACAGCUCGAGGAGGAGGCAGGCACUGGGGCCUCAGUGGAGCUCACCGCCCCCUCCAUUCACAGGACCAUCACCAUCCGUAGCGCGCCAGGUCCUGUUGCCGCUGCCCCACAGGCCCCCGGUCCCCGUUACCUUGACUUGUCUCCGCUGUCCAGUGCCGCGCUUUCCCUGUGCACCAUCAUUGUAGGCGACAGUACUCGUACGGCGGACCAGUUCUUACAGCAGCUGCGCAGCGCUAGCAUCACGACGGCUGAGCUCCCUAGCGCCCCGGUCCGCAUCGAUAGCCAGGCAGGCUAUCCCCUGUUUGCCUUCUUUCCUGGGACAGUUGAGUGCGCAGGCCGGGUGUUCUAUGCUGUUUCUGACAUUGCCGGCUCCGCCCCAUCUUUCCUCAGCUUUUUCCCCGGCCCUGAGGGGAAGCCUUUUUACGAGCUUCAGCAGGCUGUCCUGGUUCCCGUCAGUUUCCUCGAGCACUUCCCGUUUGGCCAGGCUGCUCCGUCCAUCCAGCGCUUGGUCCGCACCCACGAUGCAUUCUCCAGCGCUCACGUGGGUCUGGGACGAGAGGCAGCACAGCCAGAUCCGGUGCUCGGGCCCCGGAAGGUGGUACGAGUCUACUUCCCCAGCACGGCGCAGUUCCGCAUCUGGGCACGAGACUUCCCGUCUGGUGUUCCUGUUACGGUACGCCUGGAGACUGGAGAGCAGGUCUCUGCACAGCUCACGCUGCGCCUCCCGCCGGGCGGGUUCACGCUCCAGGCCCCGGCCGAGUGCGUGUUCUCUGCUCCUCAGAGCCAACUUCUUCUCCGCCUCGCUGACUCCAUGGACGACGUCAUCCUCAGCUCGCUCGCUCGGGCUCGGACCGACCUGCACGUAAACCCCGCCGACCACAAGGCGGAAGACGCCGUUUUCACCGACACCGACCAGGCCGGCAACGCGAUCGUCGGCUUCAGCACCGAUCCCGGCGUGUCGAUUUUCCUGGCGCGGGUGCAUUUUCGAGUGUUCCCCGAGGGUGUCGACGUGCCUGCCUCUUCGUUCGUUGUCACACCGCGCCUGCGCGCGGCACUGAACUCUAUGCCGCGCUCCGCCCCGGGCCAGUUCGCCUUCGAUGCGAACACCUUCACCGCUGCGACUUUUCCGGCCGUGGACGCAGUCGUCGCUCAAUAAGGCUCUGACCGGUGCCGCCACUGGCCAGCCUGCGGCGGAUCCCCCUGCUCCGCGCAUUGUAGACAUCUCCGAUGUCGAUGAUGCAGAUGCGGCUGCAGCAGAUGCCGCACCUGCCGCCAUGGAGCAGUAGACCAGGACACCACCUGCUCAGCACUCUUGUAGGCUUCAGUUUGGUCCUCGACCGCAGUGCAUCGCCCGCAUCGCGUGACCCGUCCAGUGGCACUUCCCGACGACCUAGGCCGUCCUUUUGAUUCUAGUAUAGCGCCUCACUUAGUUUUGAUACUUUCAGCGGCAGGCUCGCCACUCCCUUUCGUAGAUCCGCUACCAUCGUUUGAUGUAGUAGACGUUGCCACCAAUACGCUCACUAUGCACUUUUUUUGCUUCUAGCAUCGCUUUAGGCCUUGCUGUGCUUCACUGACUUCCCUCCUUUCUCUCCAUCAUCUGUACCGCCUAUCAAUUAUGGCGCCGUAUUCCGAGU
This is a messenger RNA of Klebsormidium nitens, 2125 nucleotides long. The record is from the annotation of a GenBank genome assembly. Lineage: Eukaryota; Viridiplantae; Streptophyta; Klebsormidiophyceae; Klebsormidiales; Klebsormidiaceae.